CUGUGUUCUUGAGUUAAAGAGGAGGAGAUCUUCAGAGUUCAGUUCAGAAGCAGCAUCUCUGAUGGUAUGGAGGUGUAGAAGUGUAUACUGUAUGAGAAACUUCAUGUUCUGGAAGGCUCUAUGAAUGCUGAAAGGUAUAUAAAGGCUUUAGAGGAUGCUCCCCUCCGGAUGACGUCUAUUUCAGAGAAGGUCUGGUGUGUUUCAGAAGAACAUAAACCACAUACUGCAGAUAUUACAACAACAUGACUUCAUAGAAGAAGAGUCCGGAGCUGAAUUGAUUUCAUCAACUUUAGAGAACGUUUAGACCAUCACUAAAUGAAAAAUAUAUCAGACAAGAAAGGGACCAAAUUUCAACACCAGAACUCCAGAAACUCAUAAACAGACGUCUUCAAGCUGUUUUGAAACGGAGAUGCUUCACCGUGAUGAUGAACAUGACCCCGUCACAACUACUCUGAGACCUGCAGCAGACAUCAGAUUUAACACGAGCUCACUUUUGUGCAUAAAAUGUCCAUUUUCCAAUUUUAAACAGUUGUUAUGUUAUCCGUGUUCUACUGUGAAUGAAAUAUUGGCUCAUGUGACAGUCAAGGGCUCUUCUAUGGUAAAGCUUGUGUGUAUUCGCAAGAUGUUACAGUAGAUUUACUCAUUUGUUCCUUGCAUCACCUGUUUACGUCAAGCUCUGCUCGCAACCUGCAGUUACAUCACAAAACUUUGAUCCUGAAACUUUUUCUCUUCUUCAGCCAAUAAAAGACAGCUUCUGUUUGUUGACCCAAAAGAACCGCCACAAUUGGUUGUGUCCAAACGUCCCACCUCUGUGUCCCGCGGGAGAGACACUAAACUAAGGACACGUCUUCAGGUGAUGGUCAGACAGACCUUGGCAGAGACUUUCGUGAGGAUCGAAGCAGGACACCUCUGUAGUGGCUCUUCAUCAUCAUGUCAAACACCUCGGCUCUGAGCCUGAACUCCAGCAUCUCCGGAUGGCAUCAGCCUCUCUGGUAUCAGUAUGAAGUGUGUGCAGAAGCUCCUCAUUGGUUCAUCUUCUACUUUGGAGUGAAAGUACUGAACCUGGUGGCAGGAUUCCCAAUGAACAUCCUUGUGUUGUGGCAGAUUCUGAGGAAGAAGAGCGAAGGCUCGACGUCAGACGUCUUCAUUUUUAACCUCUCCAUCCUGGACGCCUAUUUUGGCCUCAUGACGCCGGUCGAUCUUUCCAACCGGCUGUACUUCAACGACCCGACUGUCUGGUACUCCCAGCGUUUCGCCUACGGACUCAAAGACGUCACUCCGUUGUUCCUCACCUGUAUUUGUCUGGACAGGUACAUCGCUGUGGUCCAUCCCAUCCUCUUCACGGGGAUCCGUGACACUCGCAUCCGGAUCGGUGUCUCUGUGCUGGUUUGGGGACUCAUUCUGGCCUACUCUCUGACCAAAACCUUCUUAGGCACCAUGAGCGUGAACGAGGUCUUCAGCGGAGUCAUCCUCUCUGCCUUCUUCAUCAUGAUGUUCUGCAACCUCUCCAUCAUCUGGGUCCUCAGGAAGAGUGUGGCAGGGAAAGAUGUCAUGAACCCAGUGAAGAAGAAGGCCUUCAAGAUGGUGAUUAUCGUCCUUGCCAUCAUCGUGGUGAACUAUCUGCCUCCCGUGGCUCUGUUGCCGUUCGCUUCCACCUUCUCGUUCAUGAAGCUGCAUUGUAAGGUCCUUCUUGGCGUCUUCUCCAUGAUGGACCUGAGCUGCACUAUGGAGCCUUUGCUCUACAUCUCUAAGAUGGAUCGAUCUGUGCUCUGUCACUGCCUGCAGAGUCCUUCCAAGAAACCCAUCACUGUGAGCAUCUGAAACAAAAAAAACAGAUUUUGUGUAUGGUUUUUGGGUUUUCAUUUCAUCUUUCUAAUGCAGUGGUUCUCAAGUGACGUGUCUCUGGUCUGUUGGUCACUGAAAGAUGGGUAAACACAAUGUUAAGUGCAAAAAAGUAAACAGAACAUAAUCAAUUUGGCAGUUAAAUAGACUCAUCGACCAAGAAAGAAAAGAGAAAAAGCUUCCAUAGGCCCAGCUACUGAUGUAAAAGGUUGAAAUUAAAGUCAUGUAAAAACGUCUUUAUCUUACUGGGCCUUUUAGGCUCCACAUAAUACAAUAUUAAUAUAUUUCAAUGUUUAAUACGUACAUUGGUUAGAGUUUUGCACUUAUUUGAAAUGAUGAUUUGAUGAAACCAGUAGAGAAGCACUGAUUUAACGAAGCGCUCUUCAUCAGCAUGUUGACUUUAUGAAACUGUGGAGGUUGUUGUGUUUUCUGUGUCGUGUUUCCCAAGACGUCUUCUGUUUCUCCGCUGCUCGUUUGACUCCUAACGACUCUUUUCUGAUUGAUCUUCAGACUCUACAGCGAACGAAGCUGAACUUCACUUUCUUCUCCUCACUGCUGUGUUUGUGUCAGAUAACCUGAUUCUUUUACUUCUCACACAUUAGAUACAAGCUUUACAGAUGCGUAAUUAAGAACAUUAACAAGUCACUAAUUAAGACAUUAAUUAAAAAGCCUGGGGAUUAAUUAAGAAUGAACUGAGGUGACACAGAUGGCACGAGCUUGUAAUUGUGUAACUAGAUGAUGCUACGAGAUUAAUUAACAUGAAAAACAUUUACAGUAGACGCUCACGUGAGCUUGUUAUCAUUGAUCUCAGACUGCUAGAGAUAAAUGACAAGAAAUAUAUAGUUAUUGUAUUUUUCAUGCAUAAAGGAACUCCAAAAUUAUACACUUGUCUGUGUUCACUUAUUCCUCCAUUCGGAAGUAUUGCAAUCAUGUGUAAAACCUCUGGAAAGUCAAAGUAACACGAGAGGGUCAUUUAUCCUUAGGGAAAACUGUGAAGCACACAGAUCUGACGUGACAUACAGCUCAAUAAAUGAACAUAUUAAAAAACCUGAAACCUGAAACCUUAGUGCUAAUGAGCACCUGAGUAGAGCUUCAGAGACAAAGAUCUAUUCAAUCUCAAAUGCUACUGAUGCUGUUUGUUUGUUUAGAAAAUUAACAUGAAAGGAAAAGUUUCAAAUGAACAAAUGCUGCAUUACGAGGAUUCAUCAUCAAUAGGGAAAAUAAAGAACGCUUUCCUAAGCUCUCGUGUUAAUGGCAGAGAUCUCACACAUACAGCGAUGCAGCAGCUGAUGAUACUCACUGUUGUCUUGUACAGGUUUACAUGUGAACUAAAACACUGAACACGUGCCUCACAGACUGAAAGAGACAAACUGACAUUCAAUCCCACACCAAAAUAUCAAACAUUCAAAUACAUGUAAGUAAACAGACCAGUCACUAGAUCAGCCUCUCUAUAAAAACACAAGUUCUGACCUAAACCUGAAGUAUGUUUUGGAUGAGCUGACCAGUAACUCAACUGAAAUUAAACAGUGUUUUGGUACAUGGUGUAGACUGAAAUACUUUCACUCUAUAGAGUAUUAUGACAGUUGAGGGCUCUUAUAUUGUAAUGUAGCAGAGCGCCAGAAAUGUGUAUUUGCAGUAUGUUAUGGUAGAUUUGUUUCUUGCAUCACCUGUUUACGUGAAGCUCUUCUUGUAACCCGCAGUUGCGUCACAAAAUUCGUUCGCCCCCUUUCGCUGAACUGCAGAGACUUUACCGCAAACUUUUCCGCCAGAUCGUCCUCUCCAUCCAAUCACAGACGAGAUCUUCUUGUUGACCCAAAAUAACUGCAACAAUUGGUUGCAUCCGAAGCGUCCCACCCCUGUGUCCCGCAGGAAGAGCUUUUCUCUGAGCUCCCCGAGAGAGACGCUAAACUGACGACGCGUCUGAGUUGGGUUCUGGUCAGAGAAAGGUUGACAGUCGACGGAACUACGGCAGACGCCUCUGUAUUGAGCAAGAGUUCACCAGAGAGACAACCUGUUUCAGUGUUUGAAGUUCAGUAGAUAUAACAGUUGCUUGCCAAAGACGUAUCAUUAUAACUGACGUCUGCAGCUCAGUUCAUCAUCAUCA
This is a messenger RNA of Puntigrus tetrazona (Sumatra barb), 3946 nucleotides long. RefSeq names its product P2Y purinoceptor 1-like. The coding region runs from base 931 to 1821 and encodes 296 amino acids. NCBI's taxonomy places the organism in Eukaryota, Metazoa, Chordata, Actinopteri, Cypriniformes, Cyprinidae. The record is from RefSeq and is a predicted model, not a curated record. Gene Ontology annotation, biological process: phospholipase C-activating G protein-coupled receptor signaling pathway; positive regulation of Rho protein signal transduction. Gene Ontology annotation, molecular function: G protein-coupled receptor activity. Gene Ontology annotation, cellular component: membrane. The transcript has 2 exons.